This is a messenger RNA of Ambispora gerdemannii, 972 nucleotides long. The record is from the annotation of a GenBank genome assembly. NCBI's taxonomy places the organism in Eukaryota, Fungi, Glomeromycota, Glomeromycetes, Archaeosporales, Ambisporaceae.
AUGGGAAACCAACAAUCAAGGCAAUUAAAACAAAGAGGCUUUAAACAAUCUACUAAAGAAACUUCGGGUACAAGUUCUGAUGAAAGUCCAACAGAAUUGAGUUUUCGUUACGUCGGCGGCCGAACAUUUCGUCGAGAUAUUCCUUAUAUGUUCCCAGUUGACGAACGUGAAGCGAUGCGACUUGAAAAACAACAAAUCGUAGCAAAACUUACAUGGCAAGGGAAUUUCUCUUUGCCAAUUGACGAUCAUUUAAAAGCUGGAGGAUUAAAAAUAUUGGAUGUUGGAUGUGGUCCAGGAAUAUGGAUAACUGAAAUGGCCGAAACAUAUCCAUUAUGCACAUUCACAGGUGUUGAUGUGUCUCCAGUUUAUCCCUUAAAAGAGCUACCAGAAAAUGUUGAAUUUAUACAAGCCGAUAUACUUAACGGACUGCCAAUUGAAGACAGCGAAUUCGAUUUCGUGGUCAUGCAUUUUUUGAGUGAUUGUUUCACAAUACGACAAUGGAAAUCAAUAGUCAUUCAAGAAGUUGCUCGUGUUAUGAAACCUGGAGCAUGGCUUGAGUGGAUGGAAAGUGGUUCAACUUUAAAAAAUGAAGGAGAAAAUACAAAAAAAUUAAGGCAAUCUUUAUAUUCAGCAGCAAAUUCACGAGGCGUGAGUCCGUGGACGGUAAAUGAAAUUCCAAAAAUGUUAGAUAAUUCAGGCAUAUUUGUAAAUAUACGAGUUGGAAAACGAACAGUUAUAUUUAGUUCGGCUGGUGGAAAAUGUGGUGAAUUGUUUACAGAUGUCGCUAUUAGUACAUACCAAGCUUUGAAAAAACAAACUAUGGAAUUUAUGAGUAUCACGCCUCACGAAUACGACCUGCUACUUUAUAAAAUACGCGAAGAGUUUGAACAAUAUCAAACAAGUGCGGAGUAUUAUCGAUUUUGUUCGCAAAAAAUUGUGAUAGAUAUCGAAGAAAUUGAUGGUGAAGAAUAG